CUUAAAAAGAAAAAAAAAUACUAAAUUUCUCUUCUCCGCUCCCCAACUUCCUCGCAGGAAGGAAGGACCCGUCUUCUAGCCCCGCCGCUCUUUGAUACCAGGACAUUUUUCCAGAAUUAAGUCACAUAGGUCAAAUCUUUGUAUGAUACCCUUUAGUCUUUACUAGUGUCUGAACUCUGAACUCUGAAGAAAUGUUGAUAUGUCCGGAGAGUGAUUCGAUUAGGAUAAGAGAAGUUUGGUUUGAUAAUCUGGAAGAAGAGUUCUUUUUAAUCAGGGAAAUUGUCGAUGAUUACCCUUACAUCGCAAUGGAUACCGAGUUUCCAGGCAUAGUUCUUCGUCCUGUAGACAAUUUCAAGAGUUCCACCGAUUACAAUUUCCAUACCCUUAAAGCAAACGUGGAUCUCCUAAAGUUGAUCCAAUUAGGUUUAACAUUUUCAGACGAAAAUGGUAACCUACCCACCUGUGGAACUGAGCACUACUGUGUAUGGCAGUUCAAUUUUCGCGAAUUCAACCCGAAUGAGGAUGUAUACGCGAAAGAUUCAAUAGAGCUGUUGAGAUCAAGCGGGAUUGAUUUCGAGAAGAACAGAAGGAAUGGAGUUGAUGCUGGUGAGUUCUGCGAGCUGCUGAUGUCUUCUGGAAUAGUGUUGAAUGAUAAUGUGCGUUGGCUUACUUUUCACAGUGCUUAUGAUUUUGGUUACUUGUUGAAACUACUUACUUGGGAUAAACUGCCUGAGAGUCAAGAGGAUUUCUUCGCUUUGAUCAAGCUGUAUUUUCCGGUAAUAUAUGAUAUAAAACAUCUGAUGAGAUUCUCUAAUAGUCUUCAUGGUGGAUUGAAUAAGCUGGCUGAAUUUUUGGAAGUGAAGAGGAUUGGUAUAAGUCAUCAAGCUGGUUCAGAUAGUUUGCUAACUUGUUAUACUUUCAUGAAGCUUAAAGACAAGUUUUUCAGUGGUCAAACUGAUCAAUAUGCUGGUGUUCUUUAUGGUCUUGGAGCUGACUGAUUUGAUCUAAUCCAAUCCAAUAACUUCAUUUUGUAAUAGUAUAAUAUUAUCAUUUGCAGGUUUCCUUUUCAGACAUUGUUGUGUUGUUAAUGUUUUUUUUUUAUGAUUAUGGACCAUUUUGUCAGUUAUCUUACCUUAUAAUUUUCUCAUUUUAAAACUA
Impatiens glandulifera is the source of this 1158-nucleotide messenger RNA. RefSeq names its product probable CCR4-associated factor 1 homolog 6. The coding region runs from base 192 to 998 and encodes 268 amino acids. Gene Ontology annotation, cellular component: CCR4-NOT complex; CCR4-NOT core complex; P-body. Gene Ontology annotation, molecular function: poly(A)-specific ribonuclease activity; nucleic acid binding. The transcript is spliced from 2 exons. NCBI's taxonomy places the organism in Eukaryota, Viridiplantae, Streptophyta, Magnoliopsida, Ericales, Balsaminaceae. The record is from RefSeq and is a predicted model, not a curated record.